Geodia barretti is the source of this 3803-nucleotide messenger RNA. NCBI's taxonomy places the organism in Eukaryota, Metazoa, Porifera, Demospongiae, Tetractinellida, Geodiidae. The record is from the annotation of a GenBank genome assembly.
GGGAGGUGCCCAAAGUUUUACAACUACAGGAUGAGUGUUUUUGUUGUAGUGCUUGCUGUUACAGCGAUUCCAACAAUAUUAUGCUUAGAAUGUUCCAACAUGACCGACUACUCCGUUACUCUAACACCGGAAUCCACGAUAGCGGCAAGGGGAGAGGUCGUUACCCUCACUUGCAAUACAACACUGCCAGCCACCUUUCCUCAAUGGUUGAUCAAUGAUGAUCUGUUCACCGUCACUCAUCUUCCACGCGGUUUUACUGCCAGUGGCUCUAACCUUCAAUUCAUGUUUGACGGAGACGUGGACAUCCGCUGUGUGUUCAGACUACUCUCUGGUGGAUCCAUCAUCAAUAUCUGCAGCAACAUUGCUCGUGUCAUUACAACUGGUCCUCGUGAUGAACUUACUACAAACUCAUGCCAAGAUGUCAACAUAAUCUCAUUUUUGAACAAUGUGGAUGGGUUCAUCAUAGAUAUUGUGGGCCUCAUAGGAGGCAAUGGGACUUGCAACGUUUCGGUUAGUUUGACAGACUGCGCUGAAUCUGAGCAUCACAUUGAAAACAAUACCCAAGCCAAAAAUGAGAUUGGUGCCGCUACAAUUGAUGUUCCUGAUGCAACUUUUUAUGGGGAUGAUGUCACAGUUACAGUACAGAGCUGUCUCGCUUGCGAGCCAUUGAAAUACUACCUGCCUAAAGCCAGACCAACAGAAUACAGACACAUUCCACGUAAUUAUGUGGGAUAUGUCAUUGAUGAUAUCUCCAACAACUCCACUACUGGCUGUUUUGGCAAAUAUAUUAAUUAUGAAAUUUGCAUACACUCGGAAGGAUCAAAUGGCUGCUUUCCAGGCCGGUGUGGAAAUGGUAACGUGUUCAUGUCAUCGUGCAAUCAGAGCAAUGAUUCAGAAAGAGUUGGUCUUAAGGUUAAUGACCCCGAGAAUGAUACAAUUAUCUCCAUAUUCUGUACAUUGCCAAGCAAGAAUAGUUGUGAGGGCUCCUAUAGUGAAGUGAUGUUACACAACAUCGCAUUAUUGACAUGUGAUGAGAAUGCAGAGUAUAAAGAGGGGAAGUGUGUGUGCAGGGAGAAUUACACUGGAGAUGGCAUAGUAUGUAGAAAACGUGAAGCCCCACCUCAGCCAAGGGAACUCUUCCUCUCGAUGGAUUGCAAUGUUCCAGUGAGUGACGGCAGACCUGGUGUCUUUAGUUGGAUGGAUGGUGAAAGAGAUGAUGGAGUGGUAUAUCCAGGUGCACAGAAGGCAGUUGUGAAGCUAAGUCCUCCAGGAGACACUGUCUGCUCUGGUGUGACAGACACAAGAUGCACUUUCAACAUCACCACAGAAGACUACUACACUGUUUCUCUAACACUCACCAAUGAUGCUGGAUCAUCUGAGCCUGUCAGCCUCUCCUUUAAGACCAUGGUAUUUCAGCUGAUAGAGGACAAUCUUAGAGGAAAUGAACCCAGUGUCCAGGUGACAGUAAAUGAAUACUGCUCAAAUACCAAUGUGAAUGUGUCAUUUGGUGAGAGAGAAAAGGGCAGCAACAAUAGCUGUGACCUUCAGGAUUUUCAGAGUGCCACCUUAGCACCGGAUGUCGCAAUGAAAUUCUACGUGAACGAGACUAUAGUGAUGCUGAGUGAUGGUUAUGAGUACUGCUUUAACAUUAGUAGCUUUCGAGAACCUUCCUCCUCCCCAUCUCCUAAGCCUACCUCUGAGACUGAUGAAGGGCUUUCUGGUGGUGCUAUAGCUGGUAUUGUGAUUGGAGUAGCAGCAGGAGGUGAUGGGAGUGAACCGUCCGUCCUAGGAGUAGACAGGUCUCGUCUGGAGCUGGGGGAGGCAGGACUGAGGGAGCUGGAGGGGAAGGCUGCCCACAGCCCCUGCUGGAGAGACGCCGUCGAUCAACUGGACCUCUCGUGCAAACUGCUGAGCGACAUGGAGCAGAGUAAGCUGGCCGUGGCCUUCGCCAACUGCCACCUAGCCAAGUCAGGUCGCGCCACCUACCCCUGCUCGGAGGAGAUGAGCGUGCGAGAGUGCACGGAGCCCAUGAACACCGAGGCCUACCAGACGUACACCCAUUUCUUCACGCACACGGGCCACAUCUGCUACUUCAUCCAGAUAGAGCUGUGGCAGGGACGGACGGAGGGACUCAUAGGGAGACUGUCUCACACCUCCACCAAGGCCCUCUUCAAACUGGAGCGCUCUCUAGAGUACCACGUAGCCAUGGACGAGAAACAGGACACAGCUCUCAGGAAUCAGGACAGGAUCCUGGAACAGGACAGACAGAUUGCCUCGUCUCUGCGUAAGACGCAUGUCGACAUGGAGGCCUCGUUUGGGCAGAUGUCGGCCAUGGCAGAGCAGCAGAAAGCGAUGUUAGGGGAGAUGUUUGGUAGUCUGCAGAGCUCGGUGGAGGCAGUGCGGGGGUUAAUGACUCUGGUGGUGGUGGAGUUUGUGGGGUGGGGUACUCUGGCAUGGUUCUGCCUGGCGUGGCUGGUGGUGAUGCUCCUGCCUCAGUUCCACUUCAGCAGGUUCAAGCUCCUAGUGGUGCUGGUCGUGGAGGGAAUGGUGGAGGUCUGUGUGCGGAGACUCUACGGCUUCCUCAUUAUUGCAGGAGACACCCCACCCUCUGACCUGUCGGUCCUCCACAACAUGUUGUGGGCGUGUCGCUACCUGUGUGUGGGGGCGUGUCUCCUCCAGUACAUGUGGGAGUGGUACCACUACCAGGACUAUGGCGAGAGGAACUACAGACUACUGGCUGAGAUCAGACAACUGCUGGGGAAUGGGAGGUCCUCCUCUCUCCACCUUCCCCAGCAGACAACUGGUGUCCAUCCCUCUGGGGGAACAACUAAGAAGACCCCCAUUCCUCUCCCAUACAUUCCUACACAGCCACCCAUCACCUCCCAACCUCCUCCUCCCUAUCUGGAGGAUUUCGCUGACACUCCAGACUCCACCCAGUUCACCCCUCGUCACCAAGAUCCCCACUCUCACCCUCACUCCACUCACAAACACUCACACUUUGUCCUGAGCAGUGACGAAGAUGACAAUUUACCAGAUAAUGACAGGGCCGCCUCCAGGACCAAGACGAGCGUCUCUCGGCGCCUCAGGGAACAAAAGUCAUGGAAACAUUCUCAAGGAGAUCGCGAGGAGCCGUCAUUCUCUCUGCUCAGGACUGGCCAACUCUUCAGUGACGAUGACAAAGACACACCAGACAACUCCCAGAACCUGCUGACCAGAUCUCCCAUCCGCAGUACCACCAGCAGCAAGAACACUUGUCUCAGCAACACUCCCAGAGCCACUAGCUCAUCUGGAGGGCCCCGGUCAACUGGCAGGAGGGCUGGCUCUAGCAGGAGGACCACCAGGAGACCUCAGAGGAGGCCAGUCUCUGCGGCAGCUGAGGGGGAGAAGCCUCAGAGUACCAGUGACCCUGAACCUGAGAAAGAGGUCACAGAGGAGAGAGAUGAAGCUCCAGUGUCAGGUGAUAUUGGUAGGCGGAGUCUCAGGUCAUCAGCAGACCAGAUGACUGCCCAGUUGACCACACCCACCACACCCUCGGAACCACACCCACUUCCUCAACCCAGCUCUGCUACUAAACCUCACCUCAGAGCCCACAGCCGCAGCUCUACCCCAGCCCCAGAGACAAGAACCAACAGCCGCUAUUUCUUCAGAGACAGGACACCCAAACCCCAAAAAUAGCCGACUCCUACCAAUUAAACAUGAUUAGCUCACUGCCCUUGCCAUUAUGUAUAUUGUAUAUACAGUUUUAACUUUUUUUUAUUGUCAGUUUUAACUUUUUUUCCUUGGAGGAAUGUGACGGAUUGUGC